Messenger RNA from Ceraceosorus guamensis, 3084 nucleotides. RefSeq lists its product as hypothetical. The coding region runs from base 320 to 2866 and encodes 848 amino acids. The transcript has 5 exons. NCBI's taxonomy places the organism in Eukaryota, Fungi, Basidiomycota, Exobasidiomycetes, Ceraceosorales, Ceraceosoraceae. The record is from RefSeq and is a predicted model, not a curated record.
GUUGUGAGUAGCGCAUGCUGUGCUGGGGCAACGGUUCAAUCGUUUCCAUUAUCACGCUAACACGAAUCGCUCGUGGGAUUCGGCGCUCAUUUCAAGCUCACCUCCGACUUACCCUCAUAUUCCUGCACAAAGGGUGAUCACAUGCCAAAAGGGCCGCGGGCGCCGUUUGGUAUUUCACUGCUGUCUCGGCAUGCCUUGCUUUCCAGCAGUCAGCUCUAGUCGAUCGGCUCGAGUGUCUUCGACGAAGCUCCUUAGCUCCUCCAACCAACGACAAAGGACGAUGUUUCACGGGCAGGCGCCACAGCGAUAGCGACGACAGAUGGCGACGACAAGUGACUCAGCGAGCCUUCCCCAGGCGAGUGACGAACACUCGCUUGAAGGACUGCCAUCUCAGACGCAAGAUGGAAGCGCAACCCCCGAUGCUAUGGAGCUCGCUCGGGUAUCAUCAGAAGAUGAGCUUAUCUCACGGGCGUGUACAGUGACGGACGACCUGACCAACCCGUCCACCAGAACCUCCUCUGCGUUGCAGCACAGCGGAAGCCCUGCUUGGCGGGAUGAAGGUGCCACGGUCGUGGCAGCACAGACUGGCGCUGGCGAUGAUGUGGCGAACAGCGCGGAAAUGCCAUCACCCCUAGAGGAAGAGCCUAGCCAGCAGCUCAGUAGCGAGGAUGUGAUCGAGCUCAAUAAGUUCAAUGAGGGAAAGUCCCGCAUCGAGGAGUUCUUGCAAAUUUUGGACCAGCGACCGAAGCUCGAACCUCUUGCAGAUUGCAAAGAAGCGGGCAACAGGCCAUCGGAUGAGAUCUGGCCAGAUUUGGAUGCGAGGAUAGCGGAGACGGAAAGCUGGAUCGACGAGGUGGAGCGCAUAGAGGAGGAGGCUACCGCUUGGAAUGCGGCUGAUGUUGAGCGCUUAAGGCGCGUCUCUAAAGAGGCUUCCGAGCGGCACAUGUCUCCUCAGGAUGCUGAUCUGGUGGAGCUGGCUCUUGAAACGCUUGUCGCCCUCGACAAGCUGCUUCACCUGUGUGGCUUCAGGCGAGAUCAGCUGGAGCUGCUCCGGGCUCGCCUCGAAUGGGAAAGCCACCGACGGCAUUGCUGGGACGUCUAUCGUACACUUCUUGCGGAUGUCGAUGAGUUCGUCACAGCGCGAGCAAGAUGGACUACGGAGGUCUAUCUGCACGGAGUGGGGCGCAAUCCCGACUCCAAUGCCAGCUCGUUUGACAGUGACCGAUUGAGUCCGGAAACACCGCUCCGAUCGCCACUGCGAGAGCGAAGCUCCGCCUCUCGGCAACGAGUCUCUGCGCGCUUAGAUGCAGACAGCCAGAAGCUUGCACAUCGCAUCAACGCCUUUGCCAAGGCAACUGGAGAAUGUGGGGACGUGCUGGACGGAGUCAUGGAGUGUCAUAAGCUACCUGACGAGUUCCUAGACGAGCAGGACCGUCUUGAAAACUUGACAUCCAGCAUGGCCGCAAGAUCAGAGCUCCUCGACCAACUCGUGCGCCAAUGGCAUCAGUCGGACAGCGCGUACUCGACUCUGCAGACGCUGGCGGCGGACGCUCAGCGCACCACGGCCAAGCUACGAGACGAGGAGCAGGGCGUGCCCGACAGCCAAAGAGCGCAAGACUUCAGCGGUCAGAUCGCAAGCUUCUGCCAACGUCUCGAAACGUUGAUAGGCCCUGAACAAGCUAGCUCGGUCAAUCUUGCGACGCCAUUAGGCGCACAACCAUCUCUCCGAAGGCAUCUGAGACCUGUGCAGCCCCAGGAACAGAUCUAUGCUGACCAAGCUGAGCACACCCGUGCUCUUGAAGAUGCGCUUUCACUUGAAAUGCACAAGACAGUCACCGCUGUUCGAGAGGCCAAAUCAGCGCUUGAGCGACACUUUCGGGCUCUACGCGCUCUCCAACUCAUCCAGCGGCUCGUCGCGUCGCUCGACUCUUUGACCAACCAAUGUCGCGCCGUAGCAGAGCAGGCAACUUCUGGCUUCGAAGUCGAGUCUCCUUCGACAGGCGCUGACACAAGUGCGCAACGGUCGCUCGCAAAUCCGGGCUCAAAGCCGGAUUUGACAUUACUUGAGGCUCUCAAAGCACCUGCGCACGACGUGUAUCUCAGCCGGCUGCCUGGCCUGAGACCCACCUUAGCCGGUUUGGUCGUCAAGGGCGCCGACUUGCGCAAGGAGAUCGACGCUGCCACCCUUGAAGCGGUCAAAGCAGGGCUUAUUCCCUCUGCAUUUCGCAGACAGCUCGACAAAAGUCUGGCAAACUUUGAGCAAGUCAAGAGAGAUACCGAUGCCGCUAUUGAAGACGGAUCUGAGGUCGUCGUGAUGCUCAAGCAGCUUCGCACGGCGGAUCAGCUCAUCGAUGCGGUACAAAAAAAUGCUGCAGCACUACUUCAAAGAGUCAACGAGGAUUGCAUCAAGGUGGCUGAAGCGUACCCGUGGCGAUCCGUCAACUCCACCGAUGCCCUCAGGGAUUUGCGCGCUUCUCUUCAGGUGGCCCGCGAGCGCAUGACCGAGACCCGCCAAGCUCGCGCUGCGUCGGAGCGCGCUCUGCAGCUGGCAGCUGGCCUCGCGAAGGCCAAUGAAGCUUCUUCAAUUCAGCGGCAUCUGGUUGAUUCGAGCUUCGAGGCAGAUCGGCGCGUUUCACAGGCAGAAGCUGCUUUGCGAUGGCUCGAAGUCAGUCUGGAUCAGCUCGGCGCCGUUGUUGACUUACGCUCGACUUUCGAAGAAGCCACAGCUCAAGGACAUCAGGUAGCCGAGCUGAUUUCGCAGCACGCAGGCCAGAGCGUUGCAACGCUGGCAAGCUCGGUCGCUACGUUUUCCCAGUCCGUCUGGACGAAGAGCGCUCGUCGCAGCAAAAACGUAACGAUGCCCUAGAUGCCGUUGCCAAUGCAUCGACCGCCGUCGAUGGACUGGUGAAGCACGUGAAAGCUGAGCUAGCGAAACAUGAGGACGAGAUGAAGGCGACUGCAGCUGGACAGGAUCCGCGUCAACUUCAUCGGCUACAUCAGCUGCAAGAGACGGUAGCUUCUUGGACGCAAGCAUCUACGAGCAGACUGCACGUUGCCAUUGCCUCACUGACGGACGCUUGUGAC